Molecule: messenger RNA, 3651 nt
Organism: Fundulus heteroclitus (mummichog)
Lineage: Eukaryota; Metazoa; Chordata; Actinopteri; Cyprinodontiformes; Fundulidae
Gene: gpr78a
Product: G protein-coupled receptor 78a
Exons: 3
Coding region: 442-1473 (343 amino acids)
Biological process (GO): adenylate cyclase-activating G protein-coupled receptor signaling pathway
Cellular component (GO): membrane
Molecular function (GO): G protein-coupled receptor activity
Source: RefSeq, a predicted model, not a curated record
CUUUUACUUGCAUGAAUAUUGUUCAAAUGUCACAUGAGCCAUCCACCGGCUGCACGUGUCUUGCGCACGGUAUUUCCGGGGAGGAAGGAGGCGCGGGGUAGUACGCAUGAGCGGGAAUAAGCACAAAAAAAGAUUUGUUUGUAAUCUCAUCUGCAGAGUUUUUCACUCCGGGUCCGGCAGCUGUUAUUACUGUGGGGAUUAAGGAGCCUUUUGCCAGUAGUCCUGUAAAUGCACAGCUAGAAUGAUCUGUUUGUCAUGGAACUUAAAUGACAGGAAACCCCUUAUUUGGACAUUUCAGCACUGGACAGCUUCCUGCGUGUGCGGGCGUUUGGGAUGUGGCAGGGCUGCUUUGCCACAGCUGGAGGUGGGCAGGAGCUGAGCGCGUGGAGGACCCUCCACAGCAUCCCUCCCACCGAUGCAACUAACACGUAGCUGCAGGAGAUGAGCAUCCCGCGGUUCCUCCUGGAGGGAUCCAUCGUGGUUUCGGCAGUGGUCACGCUCUUGACGAACUUUUCGGUGCUGAUAUGUUUUGCCCAGAGCGCAGAGUUACGAUCCCACGUUCCAGGGAGCUUCGUCCUGAAUCUCUCCAUCUCCAACAUCCUCCUCGCUCUCAUCAACAUGCCUGCCACUUUUCUGGGGGUGGCCAGCGACGCAAACCCCCUCAGGGCCCAAAUGUGUCGCGCUGUCAGUUUUGCCGAGACUUUCAUCACCUGCAACGCCAUGCUAAGCAUGGCCGCGCUCAGCGUGGACAGGUGGGUGGCGGUGGUCUUCCCUCUCAGGUAUUCCAGUAAGAUGCGCUACAGGGACGCUUUUGUGAUCGUGGCUUACUCCUGGCUCCACUCCCUCACUUUCUCUCUGACCCAGCUGACGAUGGACUGGGGGGCGUACAGCCCCACGUACGCCUCCUGCACGCUGCACCUGGACGCGGAGCAGGCGUCGCAGCGGAGCGCCUAUGCCGCCUUCACGGCGCUGCUCCACUGCGGCAGCUUUGCGCUCUGCCUCUUCGUCCUCUGCUUCGCCUACCUGAAAGUUCUGAGAGUGGCCAGGUCGCACUGCAAGAGGAUAGAUGUCAUCACGGUGCAGAGUCUGCUUCUGCUGGUGGAUCUUCACCCCAGUGUGAAGGAGAGAUGUCUGGCUCAACAAAGGAAGAGAAGGCAGCGAGCCGCUAAGAAGAUCUGCGUCUUCAUUGGUUCCUUCGUCAUCUGUUUUUCACCGUAUGUCAUAACGAGGCUCGUAGAAUUGCUGCCCUCGGUGUGCAUCCCCCGACAUUGGGGCAUUGCUACCAAAUGCUUAGUCUACGUCAAGGCAUCAAGUGACCCAUUCGUCUACUGUCUUCUUCGACACCAGUACAGGAAGGUCCUGGUGAGCGUCAUCCGCCGCGUUGUGAGAAAGGACCGGUACUUCCUGUCUGCCCACAGCACCAGCAGCAUGUGGGACACAACAGAUGCAAACUUCCCUGAGAGGAUAACCUGAAUUCUACUGAUUUACGAGUGUGAGCAGGACAGUUCUUCUGUCCCUCGUCCAGGAAGGCCAGAGGUUAGUGUUUGGAGUGGGGCCAGAAGGUGGAAAGAAGUCGAGGCUUAGUUGAGGGAGGUCACUUGAACCCGGAGCUGGACAGCACUGUCCGCUGGUAGAGUGAUGAAGUAAUCGGACUCUAACACGGCUGGUUGUGCGCGCCGCUAAGAUGGAACGCCACAUGAAAACUAAGACAUCAUGUGUAUCCCUGUCUUGACAUGUUUCUGGACUGAUGUAACAAUGAAUUUUUGUAUGACAUUGUUUGAGAGAUGUCACAGCUGACAUUAUGUCUUGGAACGUUUCGACUCCUGGACUGGUGUUGAAACGUUUUUCAGAAAGAACUGAGCGAAAGUCUGGUUGCCUCCAAUUAAAGCCUGUUUGUUUGCUAUGCCUCGUGUUAUUGAACUGCUACUGUCGUGCAGAAAAAAAUGCAAAUAAAUAUGUGUGAAGAUAUUAUAUAACAACACGAACACAAUUUAAAUACCCCCACAUGCACACGGGGACACGCUGAGUCAUGCAUGAUCUCAUCAGACACAGGCUUUCUCCCGCUGAUUGAGCGCCAGUUAUCAUCAUAAUCACAUGCAAAAGUGAACCCAGUGCAGAAUUUGGAUGAGAGGACAGAAAAGUUGAUGCCUCCAUUUGGCUAAACAGCACAAAAAGUGAAAGGUUGAUUGAUUGGGCUAACCAGUCCUGACUUUCAACAUUUUGUUUAUGCUACAUUUGGACACAGGACUGCCUGACCAGUGUCCCUGGAGGUUUAGUGUUUGAAGGAACCUCCAACAGAUAUUCCAUUGGGUUGAAAUUAGGGAAUUUUAGAGGCCAUCGCCCACAGCUGAUUGAUUUACUACCCAAACUAUUCUCCAACCCCUUCUGCUUUGCAGCAAGAUGCAUUCCCAUGCUGAGUGAGGCCGCAGCCAACAAAGAAUACUGUUUGUGUGAAAGGGUGUACAUGGUUUUGAAAAACGCAAUCUGAUGUAGGUCAGAGAUCAAAGUAAUAUCCACAUGAGUGGCAAGACACGUGAUUUCUGCCUGCCUCCCAUACCGCAUUGCUUGGAUCAUGUGUUUCUCAAAUAUGCAUACAAAUAAGGCUGUUCACUGGAUGUUAAAGAUGUGAUUCAUCAGACCAGGCCACCUCCUUACACGGCCCCACGGUCCAUGACGGUGCCCUUAGUUGAUGACAGGGGUCAGCAUUUGCACCCUGACUUUUCUGCAUCUAUGCAUUCUCAUGUACAACAAACAGUGAUGUCCUGUGCAUCUUGACAUCCUUGCAUCAGCACCUGCAUUAACCUCUUCAACAGUUUGAGCUAAAGUGUUAGCUUGACUGUUACACACAGGUCAUCAUUUGUUCCCCGUGUUCAUGUUGGAAGUCUGGGCUAAUACUGACCACUGUAGACCAGAAGCAUCCCAACAGAGGUGCGGUUUUCUAGGAUGUUCUGACAAAGUCCUCUGGUCUUCACAGUUUGGCUCUUGUCAAUCCUUGCUCGAAUCUUUGCACUUACACAUCAAUCUUGAGGACAAAAUGUUCAGUUGGUGCCACGAAUAUACGCUUUAUGGAGAGAUACAAUGAAGCCCAAUAUUAUUCACCACACAUUCAGACUGAAGUUUAAAGUGAAAUUUAAAUUUUAUCAAUAUGGCUCUUCUGAGUAGAAGUCAUUUUAAUAUUUUGUAGCAGCCCAGCCAGAACUCUGACUUGAAUCUGAUGGAGAAUCUGCAGAGGUAGCAAUACAUUAGAGUGAUGUCAUGGAAGCACAAGAGUUAGGGAGUUCGUCCUGCGUUUGGAGGAUUGCCGGUUCGAUCCCCCGCUCCAAUCGUCUCAGUCGUUGUGUCCUUGGGCGAGACACUUCACCCAAAUUGCCCGCUGGCGGUGGUCCGAUGUUUGUCACCUCUGUCUGUCAUGCCACCGGGCAGCUGUGGCUACUAACAUAGCUCACCACCAUCAGGGUGUGAAUGGGUAAAUGACUGACUGUAAUGCUAAUGCGCUUUGGGGUUAUCAGAUUAGUUAAAGCGCUAUACAGGUAGAAGCCACUUACGAUUUUUACCAUAAAUCAUCAAAAUAUCAUUGGAAACAUAAAGAUCUGGUGAGCAAUUAUAGGAAGAGUUUGCUUGCUGUUAUGUCAAUAAAGAUUUUACCACUGA